Molecule: messenger RNA, 1480 nt
Organism: Dendronephthya gigantea
Lineage: Eukaryota; Metazoa; Cnidaria; Anthozoa; Malacalcyonacea; Nephtheidae
Product: phenylalanine--tRNA ligase, mitochondrial-like
Exons: 4
Coding region: 10-1353 (447 amino acids)
Biological process (GO): phenylalanyl-tRNA aminoacylation
Cellular component (GO): cytoplasm; mitochondrion
Molecular function (GO): ATP binding; tRNA binding; phenylalanine-tRNA ligase activity
Source: RefSeq, a predicted model, not a curated record
UGAUUCAAAAUGGUGUCGGUGCUGCAGAAAUCGCGCUAUUUAGUUGUACAAAAGAAUUGUUUGAGAUAUUUUAGAGGAUUUGAAUUUAUUUACGGCAAAAUCAAUGCUUACAAAUAUUUGUCGACCAUUUCGAGUACUAGUUUCAAUCGUGUAAACAAUGAAAUUAUUGUACUGGGACAGUCGUACCGUGCUGAUGAAAUGACUAAUAUCACACCAAGUAUUUUAACAAAAGUUGAUAGAAAACUACAUAAUUUAACUGACCAUCCAUUGAAGAUUUUAAAGGAUAAGAUACACAAAUAUAUGUAUGCCACACAUCGUACCCGUUGGGGCUCACCUGUAUUCACAAUGAUUGAUGAUGUCAGUCCUGUGGUUACCACGUAUCAGAACUUUGAUAGUUUACUGGUACCAUCAGACCAUACUGCAAGAUCAAAAAAUGACAAUUAUUAUAUCAAUAAAGACAUAUUAUUACGCGCCCAUACUACGGCACAUGAACAAGAUUUACUUAAGAUGGGCCUUGAUGCAUGGAUUUUAACAGGAGAUGUAUAUCGUCGUGAUGAAAUUGACAAAAGUCACUAUCCAGUAUUUCAUCAAAUGGAAGGUGUUAGAGUUUUUGUUAAGCAUGAACUCUUCCAAAAUAAUCAAGAGCCUGUAAAUAUAUUCAGUCAUGAUAAGAAGGCAACACCUGAAUGUCAAGCAGUGCACACCAAAGAGGCUGUUAAAUUGGUUGAAAACAACCUUAAGGAAACGCUAACCAAUCUUGUUGAGCAUUUAUGUAAGGAGAAAGUAAAGACUCGUUGGGUUGAAGCAUACUUUCCCUUCACACAUCCAUCAUGGGAAAUGGAGAUCAGGGUUGAGAAUGAUUGGAUGGAACUGUUAGGAUGUGGCAUUUUACAACAUGAUAUAUUGAAAAAUGCUGGUGCAGAAAACAAAAUUGGCUGGGCAUUUGGCAUUGGCCUGGAACGCCUUGCUAUGAAAUUAUUUCAAAUCCCAGAUAUUCGCCUAUUUUGGAGUAAAGAUGAAAGAUUUUUGUCUCAAUUUCGAGAAAACAAGGUUGUACAAUUCAAGCCAUUCAGUAAAUAUCCACCAACAUAUAAAGAUGUGUCUUUCUGGGUUUCUGAGAAAUACACAGCAAACAAUUUCUAUGAAAUUGUACGAUCCACUGCAGGAGAUAUUGUUGAAAAGGUUGAAUUGAUAGAUGAGUUUGUACAUCCCAGGACAGAACGAUUGAGUCAUUGUUAUCGAAUCACAUACCGUUCCAUGGAGAAAACUUUUCGGGAUGAAGAAGUGAAUGAAAUUCAGGAUUUUUUACGCAAAGAACUACAUGCUAAACUAGGGAUUGAAUUAAGAGGCUAAUAAUAAUGAUGGACACAGCAUAUUCCUCCAUUACCUGUGCUUUCUUUUUAUUUUCUACAUCCUCACAGAACUGUGUAGUUGGUAGUGAUAAAUCCAUAGCUGAAUAUACAGAAGUUAUUUUUUCAUA